AUGUCCCAAUACCCCACACCAGUCCGCCUCGCCCAGGCCCUGGGCCUCACUGGAGCCGCAUAUCUAGCCGGAAACAUCUUCGCCUACAGCUACGCCACAAUUCCGGCCCUGCAAGCCUCAGCCGCAAAACACAGCGCGCCAGCACCCCUCCUCGCAAAACAAUGGAGCGAGCUGUACGCCCGCGGCAAGGCGCAGAACCCGCCCAUUGCGGCCAUCACCGCCGCCGCAUUCGCGUACCUCGCGUGGACCGCGCACUCUGGGAAGUCGGCUGCGCUUGAUGUCCUGGCGCCUAGGAACGCGGUGGCGCUGUAUAGUGCUGCUGCGGCCCUGACGGUGGGGAUUGUGCCGUGGACGUUUGCGGCUAUGAAGGGGACGAAUGAUAAACUUCAUGAGCGGGCAAGCGAAGUUUAUGCGGUGACGGAAAAGACGGGGCAGGAGGUUGGGGAGUUGUUAAGCCGGUGGAAGGUGCUUAAUGCUGUACGGGGGCUGUUCCCGCUUGUUGGGGGGUUGGUUGGGUUUUUGGCGUUCUAA
Aspergillus mulundensis is the source of this 531-nucleotide messenger RNA. RefSeq names its product DUF1772 domain-containing protein. NCBI's taxonomy places the organism in Eukaryota, Fungi, Ascomycota, Eurotiomycetes, Eurotiales, Aspergillaceae. Bases 1 to 531 code for a protein of 176 amino acids. The transcript has 2 exons. The record is from RefSeq and is a predicted model, not a curated record.